Messenger RNA from Mercenaria mercenaria, 1302 nucleotides. RefSeq lists its product as uncharacterized. The coding region runs from base 1 to 1302 and encodes 433 amino acids. NCBI's taxonomy places the organism in Eukaryota, Metazoa, Mollusca, Bivalvia, Venerida, Veneridae. The transcript has a single exon. The record is from RefSeq and is a predicted model, not a curated record.
AUGCAGCACAAAGAUAAACUGAUUGAAACUUACGAACAACAGCAGAAAGAAAUUAUUGAAAAUUUCGACAGGAAAAUGGAGGAAACCAUUGCUAAACUCAGGAAAAAAAGGAAAGAGUUAGUUGAGGAGUUAGCAGAAAAGCAAUCCAAGUUUAAGCUGAGGAUCAGUGAUGUAGAGCAGAAAGUUGUAAAAAAAGUUGAAAGCUUAAAUGCUGAUUUCAAAACUUUGAAAUGGAAAAAUCUGACAUUGGUAGAUGAUUUGAAGAAACUAUCAGCUGGUCUUGUAAAAGCCCAGGCGUUGUGUCAGAACUGUAAACUAUUCCUCACAAUGAAACUGACAAAUAAAACUUGUGAAAAACUUACAAAGAAUAUGCAAGAGUUACAAAACAACAAUAUAUAUUGUUACAAAGUUGAACCAAAACUUGAUUCAAAACCGUCCAUACAAUCUCUUGAGACUACCAGAACUUUUUUCUCCUACAAAGUAAUUCAUAAAUCUGCUUUACAGAGGACUGCAACUUUUUAUACAGACAUAAACUACCAAUUCAAAGAGUACGCAACUUUAUGUCUUCUAAAUGAAAACACACUUCUAGCAACUGAUAAAAAAAGUAAUUCUAUUGUCAUCUUUAAAAUUACAAAGACAACUUCACAAUGCUUUGAUACAAUAAAAGUGCUCUCAAAACCUUGGGCCAUCACGUCAAUUAGAGACAAUAAAGUUGCUGUUACAUUUCCAGAGGAAGGAAUAAUCAGAAUGAUAACAUUUUCUGAACCAAUAUCUGUGGUUAAUUCUGAUGAUAUAAGAGUAAGACUUCCAUGUUACGGUACUGCUUACAGUAAUAACAAUUUUAUAGUCAGUAAUGAGGAGUCUAGAACUGUUCAGAUACUGGACAUGUCUGGUCAUAUAAUAAGAACUAUUGACAAAGAUUCUAUGGGUAAGCCACUGUUUACUUCACCUUUGUACAUGGCUGUCAGUCCAGACAAUACAACCAUAUAUGUGUCAGACUGGAGUAGCGACACUGUGACAAGUAUGACCUUUGAUGGUAAAGUCAAGGCCAUUUACAAAGAUGUUCAACUGAGUACACCAUACCAACUAACAGUGGAUGAUCCAGGGUCAGUAUAUGUGUGUGAAAUUCAUUCAAACAAUGUCCAUCAAUUAUCAUCUGACCUCACUAAAGUGAAGAUCUUGCUGAAUACAAGUCAUGGAAUGAACCAACCAGUGAGUGUUGUACACUGCAACAAUGGCAACAAACUGUAUGUAGGAAUGCGGAAUAGGAACAUUAAAGUGUUUAACUUAUCACUAAAAUAA